Molecule: messenger RNA, 1381 nt
Organism: Poeciliopsis prolifica (blackstripe livebearer)
Lineage: Eukaryota; Metazoa; Chordata; Actinopteri; Cyprinodontiformes; Poeciliidae
Gene: timm50
Product: translocase of inner mitochondrial membrane 50 homolog (S. cerevisiae)
Exons: 11
Coding region: 109-1266 (385 amino acids)
Molecular function (GO): phosphoprotein phosphatase activity
Source: RefSeq, a predicted model, not a curated record
UGUUACUGCCUCUCGCGCCUGCCAGUCCAAGACACUCCAGCCAAUCAGGAGCUCUGUCCUCAGGUUUACGUCACAGGCGCUCACCGGCAGCUAACGCCAGGAUCCAAGAUGUCCGCGAUGUUCCCCAUGUGUGUGAGAGCGAGCCGGAGCCUUCUGCGGUUCCAGAGCGGGACGGCAGCAGCUUCCUGCCCGCGGCAGGUGCUGGAUCUCAUCCGGACUCUGUCCACGGAGAAGAACCCAGCCGGUACCGGCGGUGCGACGGGAGGGUUAGCCCAGGCUAUCCUCCAGGAGAGGCUCCAGCAGAGUCAGGGUCAGCCGCCACCAGGGGGCGAUCCGGGCCAGAAGGACGGAGAGCAGACGGAGGACAGGAAGCAGAAGGAGAACUCUGCCUACGCCAAGAAGAUGGUGCUGCGGCUGGCGGGGCUCAUGGGAGUGGGCGGGGCCGCCAGCCUCGUCUACAUCUUUGGAACAAAUUCAGAGGAUGAGCAAGGAAACAAGAUUCCUGAUGAGUUUGAUAAAGAUCCGCCCGUCGUCCAGCAGCUCAGGAGAACUUACAAGUACUUCAAGGACUACCGACAGAUGAUCAUCGAGCCGACGAGUCCGAAGCUGCUUCCCGACCCGCUGAAGGAGCCGUACUACCAGCCGCCGUACACUCUGGUUCUGGAGCUGACCGACGUUCUGCUGCACCCGGAGUGGUCGCUGUCCACCGGGUGGCGCUUCAAGAAGAGGCCCGGCAUCGACUUCCUGUUCCAGCAGCUGGCGCCGCUCUACGAGAUCGUCAUCUUCACGGCCGAGACGGGCAUGACGGCGUACCCUCUGAUCGACAGCAUCGACCCGCAGGGCUUCGUCAUGUACCGCCUCUUCAGGGACGCCACGCGCUACAUGGAGGGUCACCAUGUCAAGGACGUGUCGUGUCUGAACCGGGCCAGCAGCAAGGUGAUCGUGGUGGACUGCAAGCGCGAGGCGUUCCAGCUGCAGCCCUUCAACGGCCUGGCGCUCAGGAAGUGGGACGGAAACUCCGACGACCGGACCCUCUACGACCUCGCCAACUUCUUGAAGGCAAUCGCUCUGAGCGGUGUGGACGACGUGCGCAGCGUCCUGGAGAACUACGCCCUGGAGGACGACCCCAUCGAGGCCUUCAAACGCCGCCAGGCCCAGCUGGCCCAGGAGGAGCAGCAGCGCCUGGCGGACCUCUCCCAGCAGAAGAAGCCGCCUCUCUCUCUGGGCUCCAUCGCGACCCGGUUCUGGCGCUCCAAGCAGCAGUGAGGCCCGCAGCCCCCCGACCCAGAAGGCGGGUUCUGGAAGCGGAGCGGGUUCUGGAAGCGGAGCGGGGCUCUGGAAGCCCCGGCCCCCUUCCUCUCUGUGUGUCCUGAUUGGACCC